AUGGCGGUUAUUCCUGGUUUGUCGGCACUACCGAGUGCAAAAAUUUACCCAGAGGUCGUUGUGACUUUGUUGACAGCGAGUCUUGCUCUGAUCCCUCUUUAUUUCAUGUGCCUCUCGAUCUACAAUGUAUACUUUCACCCUCUGUCUAAAUAUCCUGGUCCCAAGUCCAUGGCAGCAACCCGAAUCCCAUAUAUGCGAAUGGUAUUAAGUGGUCGGUACCCACAGAAGACCAGAGAACUACACCAGCAAUACGGGGAUGUGAUCCGUAUUGCUCCAGAUGAGCUCUCUUUCACUGAUGGCGAUGCCUGGAAGCCAAUCUAUGGCACUCGUGUCGGCCACGGGCAGAAGCCCAAAGACGACCGGUUCUAUGUACCCCGAGCAGGAGCAUCUGAUAUCAUUCUCUCCGAUGAUGCCGACCAUUCUCGUUUCCGUCGAUUGUUGUCCCAUGCUUUCUCCGAUGCCUCAUUGCGUGGACAGGAGCCUAUCAUCAGUGGAUAUGUCGAUCUAUUGAUGAAACGUCUCCAUGAAAAUAUUGCCGGUGGAAAUAAUGUCGUCGACAUGGUGGCCUGGUAUAACUUCACAACCUUUGAUAUCAUCGGUGACUUGGCCUUUGGUGACUCCUUCGAUUGUCUCAAAAGCUCCAGCUAUCACCAGUGGAUCUCGAUCCUGUUCAAAUCCCUCAGAUACGGCCUUUACUCAAAUGUUGCUCGUCGUCUUCCAUUUUCCGAUUACCUGCUGGCCCUCAUUAUUCCCAAGAGUGCCGUCGCCCAGAGAAAGACGCAUAUCGAACUGACCACACAAAAGGUCGAAAAGCGGAUUGAGAAAUCCAACGAAAGACCCGACUUCUUAGGAAACAUCCUCAAGCAUAACAAUACCGAGAAGGGAUUCAGCUUCCCCGAGUUGGUCACUAAUAGCAGUACCUUAAUCAUCGCAGGCUCCGAAACUACAGCAACUCUGCUGUCGGGUGUGACCUAUCUACUCUUGCGGAACCCUCAAGCCCUAGCCAAGCUUCAAGAUGAGGUUCGGUCGACAUUCACCAAGGAAGAGGAGAUUACGUUGGAAAACUGCAACAAGUUAGACUACUGCCUCGCAGUACUCACCGAGACACUCAGAAUGUACCCCCCUGUCGCAGUGGGAUUGCCUCGAAUUGUCGAUUCCCAAGGCGACAUGAUUGCUGGGAACUGGGUCCCCGGAGGCACCAUUGUUUCGGUCUCCCACCUCUCCGCCAGCUACUCACCCGCCAACUUCAAAGACGCCGACAAGUUCAUCCCCGAGCGUCAUAUGAAUGAUCCGCGCUUCGCCAAUGACAGCAAGAAUGCCAUGCAACCAUUCAGCUUCGGUCCUAGAAAUUGCAUCGGACGCAAUCUGGCCUACGUCGAAAUGCGUAUCAUUAUGGCCCGCAUGAUUUUCAACUUCGACAUGGAACUCGCUCAGCCUGAGCGCGAUUGGUUGGAUCAGAAUUGUUACCUUCUAUGGGAGAAGUCGGGUCUGAUGGUCCGACUGCAGCCCCGCGAUAUGCAGAAGUGA
Molecule: messenger RNA, 1527 nt
Organism: Penicillium olsonii
Lineage: Eukaryota; Fungi; Ascomycota; Eurotiomycetes; Eurotiales; Aspergillaceae
Source: the annotation of a GenBank genome assembly